Dinoponera quadriceps is the source of this 3548-nucleotide messenger RNA. RefSeq lists its product as uncharacterized. Bases 706 to 2337 code for a protein of 543 amino acids. Gene Ontology annotation, cellular component: AMPA glutamate receptor complex; postsynaptic density membrane. Gene Ontology annotation, molecular function: voltage-gated calcium channel activity; channel regulator activity. Gene Ontology annotation, biological process: transmission of nerve impulse; positive regulation of synaptic transmission, glutamatergic; neurotransmitter receptor transport, postsynaptic endosome to lysosome. NCBI's taxonomy places the organism in Eukaryota, Metazoa, Arthropoda, Insecta, Hymenoptera, Formicidae. The transcript has 7 exons. The record is from RefSeq and is a predicted model, not a curated record.
UCGAACGCAGCAUCGUUCGCGCGUCGAGGCCGUCGAGUUCCGCGAUUGCGGCGGCUGAUCACCGCGGAUGAUCUUCGCGCGACACGCGAUGACGGCUUCCCGGAGGCUCGGGCCCUCCUCGCGCUGCCGUGUGCAGGUGUGCACGUGCACGCGCGCCUGCGUAUCGGCCGCGAACACCGCGCCAACGACGUGAUCGCCUCGUGAAGAUAGUCAUUUCGCCCGUGAUUACUCCAGUGAGAACCCGAUCGUCGUCCAGGAUACGGCGUAACACGGACCGCCGGGGUUGUUAAUGCCGAGGAGCGCGAACCCAGGUGUCUUGCUUGCGUGUGCUCGGAGGUCUCUUUGAGGAGAAACUCGUCCCGGAUUGUAUCAGAAGGCUCACAGAGUCGAGAGAAAAGGCGCGACCCUUGGAUGUCUGAACGCAUUAAGUGAAAAGUUCGAAGAAAAGCAAAAGGACUCGGGGAUUCCGCGAAGGACCAGAUCGUGUCGCGAAUGUUACGACGGAUUGUGUCCUGCCGUGAAACUCUUCGCCCUGAGGAACACCGAGUACAAGGACGAGGACAUUGAGCGGCGGUUCGAAAACGUCCGAUCUUGAAGAACAUGCCAAGGGGCGCAGCAGUGAAUCGUACGAAUCGAGGCUCGUGGUUCGCAUUGAGCAGGUGAUUCGCUAACGAUGUCACCCUGAGGACCACUUGGGAGACGAAAAUGUGCUGCUCAGGUGGCCCAGGUGGAAUCAGGCUGACCAGGUGCGGCGUCGUAUGCGGGCUCGCUGCGUUGGCGGCCCUCAGCACCGCCCUUCUGGGCCCCACCUGGCUCCACACCGAGGAGAAGCUCGCCCUGCCGAAUAUGCCUAGGAAUUUCGCCAACUUGGUCAGCGUGAGGUUCAAGCUGGGACUGUUCAGAGUGUGUCCGAGGAUCGUGAAACCCACCAACUUCACAUUGCACAUCCCUACACCAGCUUGUAGUUACGUGAGGUACAGCAGCCUGGAGGACGUGAGGCCGCAGGAGCUGGGCUUUCGCCAAUUAGAAUUCACGCCCACGGUCGUCUCAAAAAUACGCAUCUCCGCGCCGUUCCAAGUGGUCGCCGCGAUCCUGAUCCUCGCAGCGACAGUGUCAGCAUUAAUCGGCCACUGUAAUUCGGAUCAUAGGACCCUCGUGGCCUGCGGACUCUUCCUCUUAAGCGGACUUUCCUUGGGCGGCGGCCUGAUAGUCUUGGCGUCGGCGUUGUCGGACGCAUCACUGGAGCUACCGGGGAAAUACAGUUUGCCGUCGCCGACCGGCAUGCAAAUGGACGAUAACGGUCUACCUCAGUAUCACUACGGCUGGUGUCUCCAGCUCUCGGGAUUAGCGCUGAUCCUUGCGGAAGUGGCGGCCGUUUUAACGAUGUCCGGCUACAUGGCGCGGUUCUCCACGGUUGAGGAGAUGGUGAGGGUCAUGGUCCCGGGUGCCGAGAGGAAGCUCAGGGAGCAGAGGGGUCUCAGCUCGGAAUAUCUCGUGAGGGCGCAUCAGAAAUCGCCGGGGCCGCCGCAGGCUCGACCCUUCGGUCAGCCAGCCAAAACGCCUCAAAAAUUAGCCGAAGAAGGAACUUCGUUGCUCUGCAAGUCGGCGCCCGACAUCUGCGCGUCGAACCCGCAGGCCAUCAGUUACGUCGAUAAGGCAGAUCUGUCGCACGUGUUGCCGGCCUACCCGGAAAACAAGAACGUCGACCCGCGGUACAGCUUCGCCGAUAAGUCGGAGGGUAGUAGCGUCAUAGAUUCCCGGCUUAGCGGCUUCACCGACAAGGAAGGCUUCAUCGAUUCCCGGAUCCUGUCGGACUCCAGGCAGAACAUGAUCGCCUUCUCGGACGGCAACAAAGAACACGGCCAGCAAGAGCAACGUUACUCCGACUUCUCCGCGAGGAACGCCGACCAGAGUGUCGUGGACUCCAGGCUGAGCGGUUUCGCCGACAAGGAGAGUCUACUCGACUCGAGACUGAGCGGUUACUCCGACAAGAACGAGUCCUUGCUGGACACCCCGUUCGGCUACGACACCCGUUUCAACAGCCUGGCCGGCCAGACCGUGCCGAUCACGCUGAAGAAUCAGAACACUUCGGUGUCGGCGAUCCAGUCGCAGUACAUAUACCAGAACUUCGGGACUAUACACUCCGGCAUCCUCAGGGUAUCGGAGCCGGGCACCAGUUCCAGCUCCAACUCCAGUCAGCGCAGCAUGACCCUGCAAAACCCGAAGCGCAAGUCGCAGAUCGCCCAGAACACCUUCAGCACGAUGGAGUGCGAGAAGAGGAAGCGAGCGUCCGGGAUAGCCGGCAAGGCGAGCUUCUACACGGGAAGUGCUGUAUGACCACCACCCCCGCCUCCGACUCCGAGGUAACUUGAAGAAGAGGAGACCCCGCUGUAACCAGAACUCAGUGCGACGACCUUCCACGCGGGUUGGAGGAUUUAUAUUACCGGGAUGAUUGCGCAUGAACUAACGAAGAAAGGAGGAGAUUUUCUACUAGCUGAACAGAGAGGGAGCUCUCUAUCAAGACACGCGGUAGCAUCUUGCGCCGAGUAUAUCCAUUUAGUGUUUUCUCACGAGAGACGCUACAGCGUCUAUCUUUUGCACGAACGAAAAUGCGUCUUUCCGGUCGUAUCUACACCGUAAUACUGCCAAUGUCGCAAGACUUUUCAUCAGACGAUGUGGAGACACGCGUACUGUCCAUUAAUCGCCCGUUUACCGGUGUACGAUACAUAAAGAGCGAGGAAUGCGCUCUUACCGACUGUCGGUGUUGUAGAUUCCUCUAAUGAAAAAUAACAGCGUAAAAGUAAUCACGGUUUUGCAUUGGCGAGGCGAUCGGACUGUCUGGAAGCGAUCGAUGCGGAAUUUUUCGCCAAUGUAAUUCGUAUAAGCAGCAGAACACAGGUGCAAGCGUGAUUUGCAAUAAUAUUGUCAAUAAAUACCGCGUACGACGCAUACUUUAACGAAUUAAACGGAAGACGAGGACGACGAGGAAUCUGAACUCUCCGAUCUCGUCAAUUUGGGUCUCGGAAGAGUAAUGUAAUGUCCGCCACUCGCUAUCUUACCUUUAACUCAUCACACGUAACCGCGUUUUAGCUGCAUAACCAAUCGAACGAACUUGUAAGGUGUAACAUUAAUAUAGUCAAUACGUUGUAAUAUAAUUGGUGGUUGAUAUAGCCAUUGAUAGUGAUUCUCGGGCGCAACUCUCUGUUAAUUUCAGUCAAUAACGAUGAAUCGCGGAAGUACAGACCGCUCGAUGGAAUCAGGUGGUUUUGAUCAGAGAUUUUCCCGAUACUUUUCGGCGACGCGUACGCGCUCUAAUUGCAUCACCGGUCGAGAACAUAUCACACAAAUAAAGGUGUUUCCGUUGACAACGCGUUCUGGAGGAGGAUAUUUCUUUUAUUUUCCACUCGAUUUCUCCGUUCCGUUUCUCGCGUCUCUUCCUCAUGCAGAACGACGAUUAGAAUGGAUGUUCGAUGCGCCCGUAUAAAUACGUACAUCAAUAUGUUGUAACGAUCGUAGCUGAGUGUAAUAAAAUGUUCCUUUUCUAACAA